This is a messenger RNA of Aphanomyces invadans, 746 nucleotides long. RefSeq lists its product as hypothetical. NCBI's taxonomy places the organism in Eukaryota, Oomycota, Saprolegniomycetes, Saprolegniales, Verrucalvaceae. The record is from RefSeq and is a predicted model, not a curated record. Bases 1 to 357 code for a protein of 118 amino acids. The transcript is spliced from 3 exons.
AUGUUCUGUGCCCAAGCACAGAACUUCCCUGCUAUUCCAUUCAUAUUCGUGCACUCCACAACGUGUGAUGUUGUUGUCGACACGAAGGAGCGAGCGCGGCAUGCUAUAUCUUUGUUCCCUUUCGUCCACGUUAUCAUUCUAUUUCCCACCGCCCUUCCCUUGAGAACGAAUCGUGAGUUGCAGGCCCUUCACCUCGAUCAAACUCUAUCCGACAAGAUGCAGAUCGUUUCUGCUUCAUCCAUCGAAACCGCGGUGCACUUUAUGCUCUCAGUUCGUUCGAAACGAUCCUACUCGUCACAGCAACGCUCCAGGGACUUUUAUGAUCGCGUACUUUGGUAUUACACCAAAGGUCACUGACAUAUGUGUAUGUAUAGCUGUGGGCUCAAGUUGAGUCGAAGACGCACGCUAUUCAAAUCCUGCAGAUCAACCUGCCUUUUCUCCACGAAGACGAGUGCGAAAUGCUGCUCGAUGUGUUUGGGUCAAUCGCAGAGGUGUCCCGUGUGUCCGAGCAAGAGUUUCUCGACCACACUGUCUUGGAUGCCGACGUCAUCAAGCUCAUUGUCGAGUACUUUGAGCUUCCUUGCACCGCCGAUCGACUUAAAACGGCACUGUAACUGUUAAGGACAUUCGCAGUCCGUUAAUGUGCUGUGUUCCCACCAGCAGGAUGGGCGAUAGAGACUCUAGCAGGCGGAUCACAGGUGCCGAUGUACAACGAAUGAGCGAAGUGCGGCAGUGCCACGCCGACG